Molecule: messenger RNA, 1284 nt
Organism: Jatropha curcas
Lineage: Eukaryota; Viridiplantae; Streptophyta; Magnoliopsida; Malpighiales; Euphorbiaceae
Product: protein STRICTOSIDINE SYNTHASE-LIKE 2
Cellular component (GO): endomembrane system
Molecular function (GO): hydrolase activity
Source: RefSeq, a predicted model, not a curated record
AUCUCAAUAUCUUCUCUUUCAAUCUCUAUUUCCCAUUUCUAUUCUUCCAUGGCCAUCACCUCGAAGAUAUUUUUCAUUACAACAACUGUAACAGUCCUAAUAUCUACCUUAAUUGCCAUUAAUCGUAGUACCAAGUUAUCAUAUCAACCCUCUAAUAAUAAUAAUAAUAAUAUAAAAUUUUCUUUUAGUGAUCAUGACAACCUUAAGCAACAAGAAUCGGAGACUCUUUGCCUCGGUGGUGCAACCGGACCUGAAAGUUUUGCGUUCGAUAAGUUUGGCCGGGGUGCCUAUACCGGUGUAUCCGACGGUCGAAUUCUCAAGUGGGAGGAAAAUGAACAACGUUGGAUAGAUUUUGCUGUUACUUCUUAUCAUAGAAUCGGGUGCGAGGAACCUUGUAAUCGGUACGAGAUGGAGCCAAUCUGUGGGCGUCCAUUAGGUUUGUGGCUCAACGAAUCAAACGGUGAAUUGUACAUUGCUGAUGCUUACAUGGGACUUCUAAAGGUCGGGUCUGAAGGUGGGUUGGCCACUAAGAUCGUGUCAUGUGCCGAUAAGGUACCGUUCAACUUCACCAAUAACCUGGACGUUGAUCAGUCAAGUGGAGCCGUCUAUUUCACCGAUAGCAGUUCCCGAUACCAAAGAAGGGAUUACAUAUAUGUGAUAUUAAGUGGAGAUAAAUCAGGAAGGCUAUUGAAAUAUGACCUACAAAGCAAACAAGUGAAAGUACUAAUUGGCAACCUUUCAUUUCCAAAUGGAGUAGUAAUAAGUAAAGAUGGAAACUCCAUUUUAUUUGCAGAGACCACCACUUGUAGAAUUCUAAAAUAUUGGAUAAAAACACCUAAAAUUGGAACUCUUGAAGUUUUUGCAGAACUACCAGGAUUUCCUGACAACAUAAAAAAGAGCCCUAGAGGAGGAUAUUGGGUUGCUAUUAACUCAAAGAGAGAAAAAAUCUUGGAAUGGACCAUUUUAAACCCUUGGAUUGGGAAUUCUUUGAUUAAGCUUCCUCUUGAUUUGAUGAAAGCUUAUUCAAUUUUGGGUAAGUAUAGAAAGAGUAGUUGCAUGGCAAUUAGGUUAAGUGAAGAUGGAGACAUAUUGGAAGUUUUUGAAGAUAGAAAAAGAUUCAAGUCCUUAAGUGAAGUUAAUGAAAAAGAUGGUAAAUUAUGGAUUGGAUCAAUUGAUUUGCCUUUUGUAGGAAGGUAUGAUAUUUGAAUUGCCUAAGAUAUUUUUAUUUUGUAUUAAUUAAUCAAAGAUAGGAAGCAAAAAUAAAAGAAAGAUGAAAUCAUGAAA